This is a messenger RNA of Chaetomium globosum CBS 148.51, 4602 nucleotides long. RefSeq lists its product as uncharacterized. NCBI's taxonomy places the organism in Eukaryota, Fungi, Ascomycota, Sordariomycetes, Sordariales, Chaetomiaceae. The record is from RefSeq and is a predicted model, not a curated record. The transcript has a single exon. Gene Ontology annotation, molecular function: protein binding; DNA-binding transcription factor activity; sequence-specific DNA binding. Gene Ontology annotation, biological process: regulation of ribosomal protein gene transcription by RNA polymerase II. The coding region runs from base 1 to 4602 and encodes 1533 amino acids. Gene Ontology annotation, cellular component: nucleus.
AUGACUUCGUCAGUUCUGGACGGCGCCGGCUGUGAAUCGCCGGCGCCUCCUGCCUUUUCGCCUCUCACAGACCCUGCUGAUCCGGGGAAUCGCGAACCUUCAGAGGGCGUGCCCAUCAAUGCUGAAGCCACCAUCGAUGAUGCAAGUCGUUCGCACUCGCAGCAGCAAAAUGACGGCACCACUGCCACUGUCAAUGGCAUUGACUCGCAUCUCCCAUCCGCGACCGACCUCACUCAGCAUUCCCGCCACGAUCACUCCCACUCGCGACCGCAGACGGCUCGAGACCCAGCGGUACCGGCGACUCCAGCAACGCCAGCACGGCCGCACCUCAACACUGCCUUGAUGAACAACACGAUGGACCUCGAUAUGCCCAUGAAUUCCGGCAUGGAUUACACUGCCAGUCCUGCCCUCGACCUCUACUCGCCCUAUGCUGCCCAGCAAUCUUCCCAACUUCUCAUGGCCCUCGCCCGCAUAUCGGCCGCCCAGUCUCAAUCGCAAAUGAUCGUACACCCCCCCUCGACUGUCCGCCCCUCACAAGUCUCGCUCCCUCCGCAAUCCAUUCUCGAUGCAGCAAACAAUCUAGUUCCCGCGACUCCUCACGCCCCCAACGCCGUUCCGCACGUCGACGCCCCACUCGAGUCGUUCGCCAGAAUCGAGUUUGCCGACAGCGUAUUUCAGAUGACCACCUAUGCUGUCGUUAUAGGCCGUGAUCAGCGUGCCUUGGACCAGGCAAGACGGGAUGAGCGAAGACACGACGACUACGAGCGCAAAAAGCGCGAACACGAGGAGCGCGGUUUGCCCGCUCCUCUGCCGCCGAUUCAGGACCGCGGCAAGUUCAGCAAAUCGUACGUCAGUGAGGAAGGCGGUAUGCUCGGCCCGGAGUCUGACGGCGAUGACAACCCCCGCCCCGCCAAGAGGAGGAAAACCAGUGGGGGUGUGGGAUCUGCGUCGGGCGAUUCGCAACGGGUCGAGCCCGCGGCCGGCGAGCUGGCCGGCGUGGAAGACAAGAAUCCGAUCAACAGGCAGUAUGUGUCGCACACGCCAGGCGCGGCCGCUGUUAAUCUCAGCGCGCUCCGGCCCUCGCCUCAUUAUGUGCCGUUCAUCGGAAUUCACUCGCCCGGGCCGAACAUCGCCAGCAGAACUAAAGCUAUCUCAAGAGAGCACCUGAAGAUCAAGUUCAACAAAGCCGACGGCGUAUUUGAAGCCAUCCCCCUCCACAAGAACGGCUUCUUCUGCGAAGAUGUCCAUUACAAAGAGGAAAAGGUCGUACUGAAGAGUGGCGAUCAUCUGCAGAUCAAAGAUGUCGACUUUGUUUUCGUCAUCAACGGCGUACCUCAUGGCAAAACCGGCGCUGAAGACGGCCUGCUGGAAGAGGACGGCGUGUCUAGUAGGCGGUAUUCCGAAGGGGGCAAAGAGAUGAGCUUCGAUUUCGAGAGCACGCAUGAUCCAGCAAGACGGAGCACGAGCCCCGAAGAAACCCCAGCUGUGGAAGCCCCGAGGGAAGACAGCGACAGCGAGCUCUCGGAGCCGGUAGAGGACGACCCGGAGCCCGAGCCCGAGGAAGCGGCGGAGCAAGAGGUCAUGGAAACCAUCGAGAAGGAUCCAGACCUGUCGGCUACUGUCAAACCAGAAAUGCCGCUCGAGUUGCUUGCCAGCCUAGAGCCCAUAGUACCCAAGAAACGUGGCCCCGGCCGUCCCCCAAAGAACGGCAUCAUGUCCAAGCGAGAGGAGAGGCUACGGAAGAAAGCGGCCAUGGAAAUUGCCAAGAAGAACAUGCCGCAACCGCCGCCCGGCGAGCCGCCUAUCAAAAGGAAGGUUGGUCGGCCACGCAAGCACCCGCUCCCGGAAAACGCCCCGGACAGGCCCGAGAAGCGCAAGUACAAACCCCGGAAAUCCAAGACCGGCGAAGAGGGCGAGGAGGGCUCCGACCCGGAAAAGACUAUCAAAGAGAGGAGGCGGGAGAAACCCAAGACGCCGCCUCUCGAGCUGGACAGGAACGACUACACCGAGGAGCAGUUGCAGAAGCCGCCCAAGAACUACGGCAUGCUCAUCGACGAGGUCUUGACCGCCGCGCCCGACGGCCUGACCUUGAAGCAGAUCUACAAGCGAAUCCAGAUGAAGUACCCCUUCUACUACUUCACCGUCGACACCAAGGGGUGGGAAAGCAGCGUCCGCCACAACCUCAUUGGCAACGACGCCUUCAAGAAGAACGAGGAGACUCACCUCUGGAGCCGGGUGCCGGGGAUCGAUAUCGACGCGGGCAAGAAGCGAACUAAGGCGACAUCACCAGAUCAUUCCACGUCGAUGCACACCUUUGGCCAGCACUACUCGACCUCGGCCACCCCCACACCGCAAAUGUUUCACGCCGAGACGGGGCUGCAACAAGGCUACCGUGCCGCACCCGCGCCGCAGCGUCCCGGAUACGCACCCGGCCAAGCGGCCCGUGGGCAACAUCCGCAAUCUCAACUCGGCGCGCAGGCCGUUGGGGGCACCACCCAGCAAGCUCCCCGUCAGCCGUAUUCGAUCCCUGGGCAAGUGCAAGGCGCUACUCCCGUGGCCGCUUAUGGGAAUCAGACGGGGGCACACCCGCCUCAAGGAAGCGCGCAGGCCACGGCGUAUUCCUCACCUUACGCAUCGAGACCUCCACCGGUAGCUACUCAGCCUGGCGGUCCUACACAAGGCGUCGCAAGGCAAGGCCUUCCCCCCAAUCACUCGGCGACCGCCGCAAAUGGUUUGCCUCGCGCUGGCCCGCCACCUGCGCAGGCAGCGCCACCGGCCGGCCCGCGACCGACGCAACCCGCCCUCAACGGCAGCCCCCUCCCCUUCAAGCCAGCGGUUGCGCCGGAGCUGGUCCGACACGUGACCAACUUCAGGGCGACAGUCACAGAGCAGUUGAAGGCGCGAACGUCGGCUUCUGAGGCCAUUGCCCUGUCCGUUAUCCACCGCGGUCUAGGAUUGGCGUCAGAGAGUAUGGUUCCGGAUCAGGCCGACUUGGAGAGGAUCGUAUUCGGAGUGUUCGAGUCGAGCCGAAAGAACUUGGGUGCCAACCAAUCCCUGCACCCCGGUCUUGUACAGGCCCUAGGAAAAUUCAAGAUCGACAUGAUUAAAACGCUGGAACCUAAGAUGGGAAAGCUAAACGCCGAACGCUUGAUUUUGUCAGCCGUGGACCGCGUGCUGGGAUUUACCGACCGGUCUACCAUGCCUAGCACCGACGCAGACCGGAAGCAGUUACUCGAGGCCGAAAACGUGCUCAUCGGGGCCAUCCAGCGGGUGGUUACAGAACAUCAAAGAACCCUAGCCUCCACUGCGUCUGCCGCGGCGCCGCCUCCCGCACCUGCACCAGGGCCAUCCUCGGCCGCGUCAACAACGCCCAGCUCCGGCCAGAUGCCAACACAGGGGCAUGCGCCCGCUCCCAGCCAUGCACCCACAGGAGCGUAUUCGUCAACCGCGCCCCCGCACCAGGGAGCGAGGCCGGCAACAUCCCUGCCUACGACCGCGGCGCCAGGGCCGGCACGUCCGCCUGCCCCGGCGCAGUCUACUUCAACAGCCCAGCCAGCCACGGUUGCGAGUACGCAACAGGUACCUCGUCCAGCCACUGUUUCAGCACUGGCAGCCCAAACCCCCGCUGCUUCUACAGCUCAAACCCGGCCUCAGGCCCCGGUUUCGGGUCCAGCACAAGGUUCCGUCCAGACCCCGGGCCAAUACUCGGCACCCGCAACAGCGGCUUCGACCCGGAAUCCGGCUCUUAGCGGAGCGGCUCAAACGUCCGCCGCAAGCGCCACCCAGCCGCAAUCCCCAGCACAUGCCUUAGCCCAAGCUCGGGCCCAAGCCGCCGCCCAGAACGCGCAAGCUCAGAAACCAGCUCAAGUACCGGGGCCUGCUUCGAGCCCGGCUACAGCUACAAAUCAGACUGCGGGUCAAGCUGCUCCGCCGGCUGCCUCUACCUACCCUAGUGCUCCUAAAGGGCCGGCUUUGGCGUCUGCGCCGACAGUAUCCCAGCCGCAGAACCAGCAAGCGCUCCCACCCAAACUGCAAGGAUCGGCUCCGGGUGCCGCAUCGGCCCCACAACGGCUUGGCCACAGCGCUCCUGCCCCUGGUAUGGCACCUCCGGCCGUGACGCCGGCCCAAACUACAACUACCGCUGCCGUCUCGGCCCCAGCCCAACCGCAGUUGUCAACUGCGCCCGCUGUGCCGGCCCAAAGGCCCGCUCAAGCUGCCCCCGUGGCGGCAACACCUGCAACUGUAUCCCAAGGGAGCUCUUCAUUGCCGGCGCCGAUACAGCGGCCUGCGCAGCCUGUUACUGCAAAUUCCACUUUGGCAGCUACAGCUCAAAACAGGGUUGCGUCCUCUUCUCCCGGGACAUCCCACACAAUGAGCCAGUCGCCCACCCCGCCGAUGGCUUCAAACCCUCCAACCCCGGCUCAACCCAGCUCUCAGGACGCACAGGUAGCCGCACCCGUGCCAUCUGCCUCUCCGCCUCUCCCGGCUCAACCGCCGGCCCCUCCGGCGCCGAUGGCGAACAUGACCGCGGCGACCACACCCACACCAGCCUCCGCUCCGCCGCCGACACCGCCCGCGGCAACGGUCACAGCUGCUCGAUAG